AUGCAUUAAUCAAAGAAUAAAAGGGAAUUUUUUAAACCUAAACUUAUAUAGGAAAUAAAAAAAAAGAGAAUCAAGGAAUUGCGUUCAAGCCCUAAUUGGGAACACAUUUAAUAAGUUGUUGAAAGCAUCGAAUAAACAACAUAUACAAUCAAUACGAUUAAGGCUCUUGAUGAUAAUAUUCUCAAAGCAUUGACUUUUAAAGAUUUUUGUGGAUCAGAUAUAGCUUAUCAUUUAAUAACAAAUUUUCAAUUUGAUCAAUUUAUUGAUAUACUAGGAUAAGCUGAGUCACUUUUUACUUCUGAUUUCAAUUAAGUUAUUCAGUCUGCCAUCAAAGGAAUUUCAUAAAUUAAAAAAGAAAAUAAUCACAAAAAGAUUUUGGCAUUUAUAAAAUAAUUAACAUCUAUUUUAAAUACACGAAGAGAAUCUGAAUAGGCUAAAGCAUUUAAAUUUAAUUUAGACAUUGUUGUAGGUUCAAGAUACAACUAUAUCAAGAAUCUUUGGGAAUUAAAAUUAUUGAUGAAUCUUUAUAAAUUGCUUGGAGAUUUUGAAUCUGAAAUAACAAAACUUAGCAUCAUCAAGAAAGAUCUAAAUAUUCACAAAUUACUCAAUUCGACGCAGCAGGAGAGAAGUUAAGUUUCUCAUUUAAAAAUUUAAUUGUAUUUUUCUGGAGAUGCUUAGAAUUAUAUAAAUAGUAUAUUAAUUAAGAAAAAGUGCUGGGAUCUGUUUUACAAGUCGAACGUCGACUCAAUUUUUAAACCUUUAUCAGAUGGAUUCACUUUGUAUAUGAGAUUAUUGAAGGCAGCUCCUUUUGAUGUAUUAGUAGAAUUUCAUUAAAUGCAUAAUUAAAUUAUUAAGGAUAGUCUCAACUCAUAACACAAAGGGACAUAUAACAUUUUACAUUGCAUUUCUGAAAAUAAAAAUCCAAUUAAUCAAGAAUUUAUAUAAAUAUUAUAGGAUUUGGAUUUAGGCGAUCUAAAGAGAUAGUCAUAUAAUCAACAAAUACCACUUGUAUUAUAUUUAAGAAUAUAAAAAUCAAUAAAUUAAAACUAUUUAAACUAUCUCUCUAAAGAUAUUAUAGAUUAAAAUCAUAAUCAAUAUGAAGGUUUAUAGCUAUUAAUAUCUUUAUAUACUAGAGGAAUGUAUUAAAAAUACGAUAUUGAAAAAAACAGAAAAAUUGUUAAAGGUUUUAAUAAUUACAAAAAGAAAGUAAAAUUAGUAAAAAAAUUUAAUAUGCGUUAUAAAAAAAUUAAACCAAGAUAUAAAUUGUCCAAAAGCGUAAGUGUAAAGUAAGACAAAUUUAGACAACAAUUAAGCACAUUUUCAGAUGAUAUUAAAAAUUGUGCAUAAAAUAUAUAUGAAAAUACUGCAGCAAUUCAUCAUAUUUAUUAUUUAAAAGGAAUUAAAUAGGACUUUAAUAUCACUCACUACAGCUUCUCUUUGUGUCACUUUGAUUAUAACAUUUCCAAAAUAGACUAGCCAUUAGCUAUUUGGAUUUAAGAUUCAACACUCUUAGAUUCAUUUUUAAAUUAUCUUGAAAAGGAUUUUUGUUCAAAUAUUAAUCAAGAAAUCAAGGAAGCCAUCGAAGCUCUAUUACUAGAACUAAAACAUUCAAUCUCAAUCGAUGAUUUAAUAAUUUAGAGAAAAAUUGUUAUCUUAAAUGCCUUAUUAAAGUAAAACAGAACAGAAUAAGAAAAUGCAAGGAUAAAAAGUUAAAUUUCUAAUUUGCUGAGUAAAAGUUAGGAUGGUUUCAGAAAAGUAUUCUGUAGUUAUUCUAAAUAUUAAACAUUUUAGGAUUAUUUAAUAUGCAAUGAUUUAAUUACAAUAGAAGCAUAUUAGGUUAAUGAUGCAUUUGAAUCUGUUAUAAACCUUCUUAGAUUGGGACACAGAAAUUAAAAUAAUAUUUUGGGAUUAGCUGAGAAAGUUGAAAAACUUUAAUAAUAUCCAUCUCUUCGUUCCUUGCUUUAGAUUUGUUUCUAAUAAAACAAUAUAGAUAAAUUAAGUAGAUUGGAUAAGUGGAAAAAUCAAACUGAAUUUCUAGAUAAUCUCAUUCAAUAAAAUUUUAUGAAAAGUAGUUUGCUUAAGACUCCUUAAGGAAUUGAACUCCUUUAUCAGUUUUCGGAUAAAUGCUUGCAUCGAGACUUAUUAAAAAAUGUUCUCUACAACUUUUAAGAGGCAUGUGUUCAUAGAUUCUUUUAAUUGUUUUAUGAAAUAGAAUCAUGGGAUUAUUUUGUAAAAAAGAAAUAUAGCGUUAAGUUAUUUCUCUGUCAUCUAACCUAAUAAUAAUUAGGAUUAGUAUUCAAUUAUCAAUUAAUGGGAAUGAGGACUGAAUUCAACUUCCGUUUAUUUGAAAAAAAAGCAACCACAAUUUAAGAAGAAAUUGUUUUAAGGUAAGUAAUUGAAAGCAAGAACUUUUUAUAAGUUUUGGUAUCAAAUGAUAAAUAUUCUGAAUUUCUAUAAGUUAGUUUAAAAUUUUAUCCUUUAUUUUAAGAAAGAGAUGGCACCGAUUAUGUAUUAGAGGCCUUAAAUAAUGAAGCUUAUAAAAAUUUGGCAAUCUUGGAAUAAUGGAUUUUUGAUAAUUUUGAUGAAUGCCAUAGUACGAAUAAAUACAAAAAUACUAUUUUUUCCUUUUUGAGACAUCAUAGUUUUUUAAUCUCUGGGGUAUUUGGGAAGACAAGUAAGAAGAUUGACAGAGUUAAAUUCAACAGGUAAAUCAAAAAUUAUUUUGACAUCUUCGAAAGAUAAAUUGAAUUGUAGAGGAAAUUAGAACAACCAAAUAUUUUCGAUUACAAUAAUCAUAAAAAAUUUAAUAAAUCCUUUAUUUGUUAUCUUGAUAAGGAAAACACUAUCCUAUUUUCAGAAUAUAUCAAACAAUUCUUUUAAAGCCAAAAGUCAUCUAGUCUGUUUCAUUAUAUUCGUAAUUCGGAAAACCCAGCUAUACCAGAAAUAAUACAUUACUGUAGGAAUAAAAGAAUAUGUGAGCAUCUUGAAUACUUGAAUUUAAUUACCAAGGAUGAAUCUGAGCUGAAAUCCAUUAUUCUAAAUCUUGAAAUGCUACAAAAGAGCGAAUAACAAGGAGAAGAAGAGAAUUCUGGUAUUCAAAUUAAUAAAUUCGUAAUUCUUUAUUAUCUAACUCAUUUUACAGAUUUAGAAUUUAUUAAACCUUACUUUUUGAAGUGUAACUAUCAUGAUAUCGGCUAUGUAUUUUAAAAGCUAUUAGAAAACAAUUAAUUUCGAACAGUAGAAUUCAUUUUAUUGAAUCAUAAAGGUAAAUUAAAAUAACCUUAAAUACAACUUUAAAGUUCAAAAGAUACUUACAUAAGAGCCUUAGGUUCCCAUUGGAGCAUAACUUUAACAACAAAUCAAUUCAAAGAUUUAGUUUAAAAUAACAAUAUCGAGAAUUAGGAGAAAGAGUAGAUCUUAGAGUUGUUAACCAAUUCUGGUCAUUUUGAAAAAUUAGAGUAUGUCACUAAUUGGAUUAAUAAUAAUAAUUAAUUAAUAGAAUUAACUUCUAUAGCCUGUUCUCUUUUAGUUAAAGAAUAUAUUUUGUAAAAUAAAAAAUUUAACAAUUCCAAUAUUCCAGUAUUUAUGUAUCAGAAAACUUCAAUGAACUAUACUUUAAGCAAAUUAAUGAAUUAAUCCAUUGAAACUCCUUAUUUAUAAACCUAUCGACUUGGAACAGCGAAGGUGCUCUAUAACUUAGUGUGUGAAAGAGAUGUUGAUUUAACAGAAUAUUAUAAGAAUUAUCUUUUAUUCUAGAUUCUUUUCCCAAACACAAAAUGGACUUUUGAUAAUAGGGAAUGUGAAAUGGCUACUUAAUUUCUGUGUUUAAUAGAAUUAAAUUUGUUGAAAUAAAAUUGGACAAACUACAUAGAAAUUAUCCUAAAAAAUGCUGUCUUUUAUUAUGAAGCUAUAUUUGACUUUUCAACAGUUUUAUAAUCUAAAAGAAAUCCUUAAUCAUGGCAAUCAUUAAAAAACAUGGUUGACUAAUUGAUACCAAUUUAUGAAAGCAUAUCUAAAGAGAGUCCAUCCACUAACAAAUUAAAAUAAAUCUAAACUUUCAUGAAUCAAACUAGAACUGAAAAAGUUAAAAAAAAUAAUUUUGCUAAAUAACUUGAAUAGCACUUUGAAGAUAUCUAGUUUUAGAAUUUAGAAUUAAAUACCAGAUAAGCAAAUAUUUAUUAUGGACUCCCGUUUGAGAGUGGAACAUUCAACGAAGUAGACUUAUAUGUAGCUCUUAUGGGUAGAAACUAAAAUUCAAUUCUAAAGCUACUCAAAAAUUCAAGUAUUCCUAUUGCAACUUUAUUAAAUAAGUAUAAUGUCAUUCAAUACUUAAUCAAGCAUGGUAAUGAAGACACAGUUAUUGAAGUAUUAAAAUUACUAACAAGCAGUGAAAUAUAUGAAUCUCAUUUCUUUCAUCAUGGUUUACCUUUGCUCACAUAUAUUGUAUUUAAGAAAUGGUAUAGACUAUAUAACUUUGCUUAAAAUUAUCUAAUUAAUUAAUGGACUUUAAAGCCCAAGAUAAUUGGAUAAACCAUUAAAGGCUAACUUUAAGAAUUAACUAUCCAUCAAUUUGCUUAAUUAAAUUCAUUCUAUGUUUAUUUCGAAUUACCAAUAUAAAAGCAAUUAAUUCUAAGAACUAGCUAAUUCUUAAUACCAAAUUCUCAUAACAUCUAACUCAAAGCCUAUAGGGUUUAUUCAAUACUCAAAAUCAUGUUCAACAGUAUGCCAUUAAGGAAACUUGAGAUUAUUAGUUUGUUAUGUGUAUAAAUUAAAGAUGACACAUAAAUCAGUUUGGAAAAUUUGUUUAAGAAGUUUGGCAAAAAUUAACUAAUUGAAGACUUAUUUUUAUCUAUUUAUGACAAUUAGAAGAAUGACAAAAAGGAACUUGUUUUAGAUCUAAUGAGUGAAUUAGGACUUAGCUGUUCAAUAUAAUUAGAUCAAUUUAACGAAGCUCAACUAGAAUGGCUCUACAAAUAAAUAUAUCAUAAGUAUGGCCAUUAUCAUUUCUUGAUUGAAAAAAUUACAAGAUUAGCUCCAAAUUCCUUUAUAAAUAAUGAUAUCUUAAAUUGUCCUAAAUUAGCAUUGAUUGUGGCACAACAUGGCAGGUUUGAUGCCUUGUAAAAUUUAAUUGAUGUUUAAAAUUUUGGAUAAAAUUAUACAAAAUUAGUAUCAGCACAUUUCAUCAAAAUUAUCUUGAUGGUAAAAUAUGGAUAGAAUUUUGAUCCAUUAAUUGAGCCUAAGGAAAUAGAAGAUAUCCAUUUGAAACAUUAUGUCGAUGCCUUAGAUUUUAUUGAAUCUGAUCAAUAAGGCUCUAUUAGUAUUUAGUUUAUGAAUCAACUCAUUCCCAUACUACAUGUUGAAAAUUCAUCGGUCUAAUACAUUGAUAAAUUUUAUGGAUUAUUUAAAUCUGAAAGUAGCCAAAUCAAAAAGGCUUUCAAAAUUAUAAUCAGGUUGAAGGAAUUCAAUUAUGAACUCUAACAAAUAGAGUUGAAUGCUAUUGCUAAAUGUGAUUACUUAGUGAAAAAUUUCAAGUUCUAAUUCGGAGAGAAAUUUGGUUUAGUUUAAAGUGGUUAAUCCUCUACAAUUGUAAUCCCCUUUGAUUAUUAAGAAAAUGAAUUAGAGCUGUUUUUGAAUGGAUUACCUUGUUUUUAUAAAGAUUUAUAUGAAAAUGCAAUUUCAAGUAAGGCAUUUGAGAAAAAGAUAGCCAUAUUCAAGAAAAAGGAAAAACUUAUUAUCAAAUUUGAAGAUAAGAAUUUAUCACCAUUUUAUAACGAUUUAAGAUUUUUACUGCCUCUAUUAAAGGAAUAAAAAUAACCUGCAGAUAGUCUAGAAUAUAAGAAUGAGUAUCAGAUUAAAGGUUGGUAGCAACUCUCAAAGAAAGAUCAUGAUGAUUAUUGUUUUGUUUACACAUCAGAUGUUAAAUUCUCAUAUGAAUGGGCUUAAACCAUUUUCUAUUAAGAACCUUAGAAAUCAGAGUACUUUUAAAAAUAUCAAAAUCAAAUAUUAAUUUUCUUUAAUGGCAAAACAAUUUUUAAUUAAGUAGAAAUCUAAGAUUAAUUAAGUAAUUCAUUAAAAUAUUUACUCAACCUUUCAACUUAAGGGUUAGAUUUAAAGUGUAUAAUAGAAUUAGAAUCAUUUAUGAAAGUAUUCUUUAUGAACAAAAACCUCUAUUCUGUUUACAAUAAUUGGUAUAAUCUAAUAAAUGCUAUAUCCACAUAUCCAACAUUGAUAGCAACUUUAAAACACAUUUUAACUUAGGUUUGUCAAAUCACAAGUAUGUUCAAUUAAAAUAGCGACAAUAAUUAAAUAAUUGUAAAGUUUGAAACAACUGAUAAUCAAGGAAUAUCACCUAAAAGUCACUAUUUGGAUGAUUAUUUCUCUUUUUGCAAACCUUCUAUUUAUUUAGAGAAGGAGACAAUUGUGGUUACAAUUCCUGUGAGUGAAAGUGGUAAUAAAGGAGAGCGACUAACUUAUUUAGAGGAGAUUUUUAAUGCAAGUGAUUUAGAUUAAUUUAUCAAAGAGUAAUUUUCAUUAAAAGAUAAUUUGGAUGCUUUGAUUUUGAGAUAUUAAUUGGAGGAAACUGCUAAAUAAACUUGUGAAUAAUUUAGAUAAUUGAACAAUUUUGAUCUAUUAAUUAAAUUGGAUAGGAAUGAUAUAAGAUAAUAAAUAGAGAGUUUUAAUUAUGAAUAAUAAUUAGACUACUUAAUUAAAUUCCAAACAUAUUUUAGAUGGACUUUGAAUUUAGAUUUGUAAAAUUUUAUAGCUGGUAACAGAUUCUCUUAAUUCUAUAAGGAUAGUUUAUGUUCUGGUAAAUAUCUUACGAAGCCAUUAGAUAUUGGAAAUUUCUCUUAAUUUAAUGUUAAUUCGUUAAAGAAUAGUUUUGGAAUCAUAUAAAAUAAAGAAUAAUUUUUAACAAAUGUAAAAAAGAAAAGAAUCUAUCAUGUUUUUUAUACAAAACACAAUAGAAAUCAUGCUGUUUUUUGUUUGUUUGUGAAAUCAAUUAAGGAUAGAAACUAUUUUAUUUAACUUGAUCAGUUUAAACUCAAAAAAAAAUAUAAUAAAAAGACUAACUUAUAAAUUAAAAGUGAAUACAUAAAAGGAGCUAUUUAUUACACUUAUGAGUAUGACAAAUAAAUCUCGAAAUAGAAUGAAAAAUUAGUACUUAUUGAUUUCGAGGGUCACUAUUAUUUGAAUUAAGAUGUCAAUUUUGCAAACUAAAUUGAAGAUCACACAACACUAUCUGACAAUAUCAAAGUUACUAAAUUAUGUUUUAACCUUUCAUUUGACAGAUCAAAUAUUGGUUAAAAUGUGCUCUACUUUAAUUUAAUUGAUUUCAGAUUGAAGGAUUAUUUGGAAACAUCAAGCAUUUAAUAGGACAAAUCUUAUGAUUUAUAAGAAUUAAAGGUAGAUAAAAGUUAAAUUAGGAUUGAUCCUCAAUUAGCUGAAUAUAAUGGAUAUGAUGAUAAAGACAAUAAGAAGGAAAAAUUGGACAAUAAGAAAUUAAAUAAAAUGCUUUUAACAAUUCUAUCUAAUGUUUCUGAUCAUGACACAACUCCAAUCUAAUUUGAAAUUCCAAACUAGAAUACAAAAUUAAAUGAUGAAAACCUGGACUCAUUAACAGAUUAUUGUAAGUAGUAUAGAAAAUAAUAAUUAUAAACUCGUGCUGGAGAAUUUAGAAAAGACAAGAUUAUGUUUUAUGAUUGUUUAAAUAACCUCAUAAGAGAUAAAAAAGUGAUUAAUGAUAUUUAAUGCUAUAUUUAGCAUGAAAAGUUUAAGGAAUUAAUUCAUCAUCCAGAGGUUUCUUUCGAUGAUGGAGUAUGCUUAUCUUGGACUCCUUAUAUCAAAGGAAAAUAUGAUGUAUUUGUGAAUGGUCAUUUAAUGAAUUUCAAGUUUUCUGUUAUGGCUUCUAAGUAGAUCUAGUCAGAAAAAUUCAAAUUAAUAAAAGAUGAAUCAGAAUUUCAGUACUUUGUUGAAAAAGAUUUACGAUUCGAAUUAUAUGACAUCUAUAACAAUUUAAUAACAAGGUCAGAUGAAUUGUCAUCUGCCUUAUCGGUUCAAGUUAUGAAUUCUAAUUUUACAGUGAAAAAUAGAUGUGAAUACAAUGACAGUGGUUGUGUAUUAUACAUAUAAUUUUGCAAUUACGCUAAGCCAGAUGAUAAGGUUGAUGAAUGCAAAUUGGAAAUAAAUUUAGACCAACAAACCAUUAUACAAGGCAAAAUAGUCCAGAUCAAACCAUAACCAUUGAGUCAAAAGAGAAUCGAUACAUUUUCAUCUAAGUUCACUUAUAGAAAUUCAGUUUAAUACUUAAUAAUUAGAGCAAACUUCCUGAAUUCAUUAGCUUAGAUGGAUAAUCAUAUUGGAUAAAAGAAUCUAAAGUUCAGUUUCCUAUAAGAGGUGGCAAAUGACUAGGGAGGACCUUGCCGAGAAUUCUUUUGUUUAUUCGGUAGGAACCUUAAGGAUCCUUAAAAUAAUUUGUGUCUCCAAACUCAUAUGAUUGGCUAUUAUUACUUGAAUAAGGGCAUACUUUUAUUGAAUGAUUCAAUAACUUUCGCAAUUGGUAUGUUGCUGGCUUAUGCAAUUGCAAAUAAACUAAAGGUUGGAAUAUCUUUUGCUCUGCCUUUUUGGAAGAUAAUUUGCGAUUUACCAUUAGAGUUUGAUGAUUUAAGUUGUGUGGUCGAACCACAAAUCUAUUAGAGUUAUCAGUAUUUACGAAACUUAAAAGAAGAUGAGUUAUUUUAAUAAGAUAUUUACUUUGUGAAUCAAUCAGAUGAAGCCGAAUUAUGUGAGAAUGGUAAAACCAAGAAAGUGGAUUGUAGCAAUCUAGAAGAAUACUUAAAUUUAUCUGCUCAGUAUAUACUUUAACGGUAGUAUGAUAAGGUUUUUAAACAACUCAAAAGAGGAUUCCAGGGAUAAUUUGAUGCCAAGUUAUUGAUCUAGAACUUUGCUCUCUUCGAAAUUAAUCAAUUGAUUGACAUCAUAGAUUACUAAAUCAACAAAGAAAAGUUGUUGAAGUGCAUACAUUUCUCCAGGAAAAACCAAAUAAAUGAAAACUACUUUACUUAAUAUAUAAGCGAGGCAGAUUAAGAGAAAUUAGAGCAUCUCUUGACAUUUGCUACAGGCAGUAAGUAUAGCAAUUUUGAGAACUUUAAGAUAGAAAUACAGACUAAUUUAGAAUUCCAAAAAAAUAGACUUCCAGUAUCUAGGACAUGCAGUAAUGUUGUAAUAAUUCCAUAAUAUCCUACUUAUGAUGACUUCAAAGCAAAAAUGGAUAUGGCAUUAGAUUGGGGACUAGAAUUCUUUGGUCAAGGUUGA
Messenger RNA from Paramecium tetraurelia, 9312 nucleotides. RefSeq lists its product as uncharacterized. The record is from RefSeq and is a predicted model, not a curated record. Lineage: Eukaryota; Ciliophora; Oligohymenophorea; Peniculida; Parameciidae. The transcript is spliced from 5 exons. Gene Ontology annotation, molecular function: ubiquitin-protein transferase activity.